Salvelinus namaycush (lake trout) is the source of this 3202-nucleotide messenger RNA. Its product is annotated as breast cancer metastasis-suppressor 1-like protein-A. Gene Ontology annotation, cellular component: Sin3-type complex. Gene Ontology annotation, molecular function: histone deacetylase binding. NCBI's taxonomy places the organism in Eukaryota, Metazoa, Chordata, Actinopteri, Salmoniformes, Salmonidae. Gene Ontology annotation, biological process: negative regulation of transcription by RNA polymerase II. The transcript is spliced from 10 exons. The record is from RefSeq and is a predicted model, not a curated record. Bases 616 to 1587 code for a protein of 323 amino acids.
AACUGCUAAACUAAUGGUCAAGCGUUCAUGCGCUAGUCGGAAAUAGGAAACGGGUUGUAGUUACACACAUGCAGCGUUCAACGAAUCAGCAAGUCCGAAAUGUCCGCGUUUCCUUGUUCCGAUUAGCAUUUUCGUCGAGAAAUCUUAAAUCUGCCUAUUUUCCUCGAUAGGACGUAAUGUCACGAUUACAAAGCUACACGGUAUUACACUGAACAAGUCAAUUAUCUCAGUUAAGAUUUGUAAUGUUGUACUUCUUGUUCACAACAUACAUGCUAAUGUUGGGUUUUUGAGCUAGCGCCCAAUUGACACCCAUUCGCCCUUUAUCCCAGAAUGCCUUGCACGGCCCAUUGACAACGCACAAACGGUGUUUAUAUGAUUCUAAUAGACUUUCCCAUCUCCUCAAAAUUGGCUCUGAGCGCACGCAGCAGGAGAUGGACAUUUUUUGUAAAAGAGCAUAUGAUUGGUCGAUUCGGUAGCCAUGUUUUUAACCUCCAGUUCCCUCUGUUGUUUUAGCUAGCUAGUUGUUUUUCCGGUUAGCCGUCGUCAUUUUUAUUGCUAUUUUUUUUAAGUCAGUUCGCAAACCCCUUCCUCUAAUUUUCCAAGAGAACUAACGUUAUGCCGGUGCACGCCCGCGAAAAGAAAGAAAGCAAUCACGAAGAAAUGGAGGUUGAUUUUCCCGAUCAAGACGCUAGCAGCACCGACGAAGAGGACACUGUAAGCUCUUCUGUAUCCGAAGAUGGAGACAGCUCGGAUAUGGACGAUGAGGACUGUGAGAGAAGACGAAUUGAAUGCAUGGACGAGAUGACUACCCUCGAGAAGCAAUUCGGUGACUUGAAAGAACAGUUGUACAAGGAGAGGCUAAGUCAGGUGGAUAUAAAGCUGAAGGAAGUGAUAGCUGGCUGUGCCCAAGAGUAUCUGGAACCACUGGCCAACCUGCAGGAGAAUAUGCAGAUCAGGACCAAAGUAGCUGGGAUCUACAGAGAGCUGUGUCUGGAGUCUGUGAAGAACAAGUAUGACUGUGAAAUCCAGGCUGCCUGCCAACACUGGGAGAGUGAGAAGCUGUUGCUGUUUGACACGGUGCAGAGUGAGUUAGAGGAGAAGAUCAGACGCCUGGAGGAGGACCGACACAGCAUCGACAUCACCUCAGAACUUUGGAAUGAUGGUUUACAUUCACGGAAGAACAAGAAGAAGGAUCCCUUCUGCCCUGCCAAGAAGAAGAAGCCUGUUGUUGUCUCCGGUCCAUAUAUUGUUUAUAUGCUGCAAGACCUGGAUAUACUUGAAGACUGGACAGCAAUACGAAAGGCGAUGGCGUCGUUGGGGCCUCACAGGGUCAAGGUUGACGUCCCUACCAAGGCUGACAGACACCACCAUGUGGCGAGGUCUGAGGAGGGCAGACUGUUCUAUGACAGCCAGUGGUAUUGCAGAGGACAGGCCAUAUGCAUCAACAGGAAGGACCAGUACCCCACCAGCGCCAUGAUAACCACCAUUAACCACGACGAGGUGUGGUUCAAACGGCAGGACGGCAGCAAGUCCAAGUUGUACAUCUCUCAGCUGCAGAAAGGCAAAUACACCAUCAAACACUCCUAAUGUCCCUCACGGUUUGCCGUACUUUCUCUCCCUGGAUAACAAAUAGUGAACUUCAGUGCCACAAGAUCCCGUCCCUUACUUUCAUUGCCGUAGGGGGAAACUACAUUAUGUCAAUGGUCUUCACCAGCUGCUGGAGAGCUGUAGGUCAGGGUGGGUAGGGGUUGUACAAGGUUGGUGACGAACUACUGCUUUCUCUUAAUAUGUAUGUAUGUUAUUAAUAUCUGCAAGGCGUCCAAGUGUCGUUCCUCCUGGAAGAGAAAGAAGCAAGUGCUGCUAAGAAGGGAUGAGUUGCUGUUGAGAGUAAUGGUGGUGUUGUAGCGUGCCUUUUUGAACAAGAUGCCUACAGUCCUGAACCAACUCAGUGCAGUGAAGCCUUAAUUCCUACGGCCUGUGAGAACAGUACUAGGAUCAAGUCAAAGCGGGUAAUUUUCUUUUGAGCGGGUGAGUAAAUGGAAACAUACAGUGUACCAUCCAGGUUAAGAAUGAACUAUUCAAAUUUCCUAAACAUUGAGUUUGCAUCUUUUACGCCGGCAGGCUGGCACAGCCAGUAGUAUGUUUGCCCUCUGUACAGAACCCUUGUUGAUUAUGAUGAGGGCCAGAAGAUCUCUGAGGCCUGGUUUGAGACUAGGGCUUGAGAACUCUGUUGGACACAUUGUCAGGAAAAACUCCUGGCCCUAAUUCUGUGUCAUGUCUUAACUUCACUGUGAACUCAGUAGCCAUCUGCCUCUUGUAGUGUACCUUUGGAGAAUCUCAAUUGCGUAUUCCUUGCGUCCUUUCACCUCACUUCCCCCUCAAAACCGAUUGGAGAAGAAAGCCAGAGGUCCCUCCCCUCUGACCUUAUCCUCCAACGGGUGUUGAGGAGUCGUCGGGGAGAGUGGACACGAGGAGUACGCAAUUGAGAUUUCCCCCUGCGUUUUUCUGUGUCAUCUUCCCUCCUCUGUGAAGAACUCCCUGCGUCUCUAUGUUCGAACUAUGCUCUACCUUUUCUCCUGUAGUGCACACUUGUGCACACCUCCCUACCCAUGCCAGAGGGAUCUGAUGACAUUGAGAGGGGUCAACGUGUCUGGUUGUCGUACAAUCCCGUCCAUGCAAUCCCAUCCACUCUUUUGCACAUUAUUGGAUAGAGGGGAAACCAUGUGUGUGUAUAUAGUAACGUACUGCUGGUUCAACCUCUACGUGGUCAAGUGGUGCUUUACAUUCACAGCAGCAUCACAUCUGUAUAAAAGUAUCAACUGCCAACAGUAUUGCAUUGAGAAGAUUCUCAACAUGUUAUGAAUUGUGUAGAGAUGUUACAAGCUGUAAUGUCAGGAGUAUUUGCAGUGUUGUGUUUUUAUUUGAUUUUUUUGCAGCUCACGAAGAAGGUCUGUCAUAAUACGAUUAGGCCAAAUGUUACAGUGCCAUGAAUUGAAAAGUAGUAUUGCUUUUGUCCUCGAGUUUUAUUUGUCAAGUAUGGAUUGUUAUUUUGUGUUGUUUUUUUUUGGUUUGUAGUAAGUCAUAACGCUCAGCCGCUACACUACGUUAUCUUUUCAUAUCAUGCGGGAGGGAAAUAUGAAUACAACUCUUGUCAUAGUGCCAAUGCAUGUACAGCAAAUUAAAUGUUUAAUUUUGUAGUAAA